Molecule: messenger RNA, 2129 nt
Organism: Monascus purpureus
Lineage: Eukaryota; Fungi; Ascomycota; Eurotiomycetes; Eurotiales; Aspergillaceae
Source: the annotation of a GenBank genome assembly
CUACUCGUUCGACUUGGUUGGUGCUCUUGUACAACUGCCUGAGUGUGAUCAUGUCAAUCACAAAUGAGUCCAUUUGGGCCGCCAGCCCCUCCACAACGAGGGGUCAGCCUACUCAGCUCUCUGCCGAUUCGAAAGGAGAACGUCUCGCAUAUGCAUCGAACAAAUCUAUCUUCGUGCGGUCCAUCGAUAACCCCUCCAUAGCCAGACAGUACACAGAGCAUAAGAGCGCAACCACAGUCGCCCGCUUUUCCCCAUCGGGUUUCUACAUCGCUAGCGGUGAUGCUAGCGGUAUAGUAAGAGUCUGGGACUGCAUCGGUGAUGGUGUCACCAAGGGUGAAUACAGCAUCGUCAAUGGCCGAAUUAACGAUCUUGCCUGGGAUGGCGAUUCUCAACGCAUCAUCGCUGUUGGUGACGGAAAGCAGCGAUAUGGACAUUGCAUUACAUGGGAUAGUGGGAACACCGUUGGCGAGAUCUAUGGACACACGCAAGCCAUCAACUCCGUAUCUAUCAGACAACAGAGACCAUUGCGGGCGGCCGCAGCUGGUGACGAUAAGACGCUAGUCUUUUACCAUGGGGUGCCAUUCAAAUUCAACACCGGCAUUCGAGACAAACAUACGAAUUAUAUAUACGGUGUGGGCUUCAGUCCAGAUGGCUCUACAUUGGUCAGUGUUGGCGGUGACCGGAGGAUAUGGCUCUAUGAUGGUAAAACGGGCGAGGCCAAGGGACAGAUCGGCGAAGGGGAACACAAGGGAAGUAUAUUCAGUGUGUCCUGGUCCGGCGACUCUCGGAAGUUUGCGACUGCUAGCGCCGACAGAACUGUCAAGAUUUGGGACGUUGAAACAGGGAAGGUCUCCCAAAGCUGGCUUCUUGGAGAGGAGGGCACUGUGAACGUUAAUGACCAGCAAGUCGGCGUUGUUUGGCCUUCAGGAAGGAGCGAUGGGCUUGUUAUCAGUCUUUCGUUAAGCGGAGAUCUCAACUACCUGGUGGAAGGCACGCCAAGCCCUAGACAGGUUGUUCACGGCCAUCAGAAGAACAUUACUUGCUUGGGCCACUUUCCUACCGACAGCAGCUCUGAUACUUUGUGGACUGGAAGCUUCGAGGGAAGGGUCUGCAGCUGGGACUUCGCUACCGGCACUGCAGAGAAAGUAGACGGUGAGGGUCAUCCAGGCUAUAUAGCCGGACUUGCGACAACCAAGGAAGGAAGCGGCAGGAUAUAUAGCGUGGGAUGGGAUGAUACCAUUCGAUCUAUUGACAUCGCCGCUAAGACAUACACCGGAACAACCUCGAAGCUCUCUGGACAACCCAAGGGAAUCGCGACAGGUAACUCAACAGUACUGGUUGGAAAUUUGGAUGCCGUUGAAAUAUUCCACGAUGGAAAGAAGACCGGCGAGUUUAAGUCCAAGUCUGCGGUGACGGCAGUCGCCGCACAUGAAACCACGGCCGCCAUCGGAGGCGAUGAUUCGUCUGUCCAAUUCUGUGAUAUUUCCAGCUCUGGUCUCUCCCCAAAGAAAGAAAUUAAGGCAUCCCGUAAUGAAGUGUCUGCCUUGGCUUUCUCCCCGGAUGGCUCCCUUGUGGCCGUGGGCGACUCUCGGGGCCGAGUGCUAGUCUACAAGGUUGCUGAUGGCAGCUUGGUCACCGAUCGUUGGACAGCCCACUCUGCACGGAUUACUUCUAUUGACUGGAACAAGGAUGGUACGCACGUCGUGAGCGGGUCUCUGGACACCAACAUUUUCGUUUGGAGCUUGGCCAAUCCCGGAGAUUGGCUUCGCGCGUUGAAUACUCACAAAGAAGGGGUCAAUGGAGUCGCCUGGAUUGCUGGAGGCACUAAGAUUGCUUCAGUUGGUGCUGAUGCUGCAGUGAAGGUGUGGAAGGUUGAGGGGCUGAAAUGAGGGAAAUAGCCUGGAAGGUGCUUGGAUCUUUACUGCGGGCGCUGGUUUGAACCUAUCCUUUCACAGUGCUGGGGACUUAUGAACAGUCCAUGCCCCCUCAUGAGACCAUUCUCGUUAUAUACAUACAGCACAUGAUAAGUCACAUAUGCCAUGCUAUGUAGAUCUUCAUAGUUUAUACCCAUGAAUGACUUCCUCCAACUGAACUGUUGCAGCGAAAUUUGGUAUCUUAGCGAGCAAGAU